AUGAUUCUUUGCCAACCCUGCAUAUGCACGGCGUUCUCCGUACCUGAAGGCCGAAUCAACGGGCAAAGCUCCUAUUUAGAGAGUGGGCCCAUAACUCAGAGCAGAGCGCGCCAGCACAUACAACAUAUGUACGGAGUAGCCGCGGUCGAAGGGCGAGGUCUUGGUCUUGGUGGGGUCAAGCGGGUUACGCCGAAGCAGAGAAGAGAAGAAAGGCGAAAAGAAAAACAGCGAAAAGGAAAUGAAUAG
Messenger RNA from Penicillium roqueforti, 246 nucleotides. RefSeq lists its product as uncharacterized. Bases 1 to 246 code for a protein of 81 amino acids. The transcript is spliced from 2 exons. The record is from RefSeq and is a predicted model, not a curated record. NCBI's taxonomy places the organism in Eukaryota, Fungi, Ascomycota, Eurotiomycetes, Eurotiales, Aspergillaceae.